Nematostella vectensis (starlet sea anemone) is the source of this 5320-nucleotide messenger RNA. RefSeq names its product extracellular calcium-sensing receptor. The record is from RefSeq and is a predicted model, not a curated record. Bases 1692 to 4358 code for a protein of 888 amino acids. Gene Ontology annotation, molecular function: adenylate cyclase inhibiting G protein-coupled glutamate receptor activity. Gene Ontology annotation, biological process: regulation of synaptic transmission, glutamatergic; G protein-coupled glutamate receptor signaling pathway. Lineage: Eukaryota; Metazoa; Cnidaria; Anthozoa; Actiniaria; Edwardsiidae. The transcript is spliced from 2 exons. Gene Ontology annotation, cellular component: membrane.
GUCGUGAUAUACUUUAUUUCUCUUGAAGUAGUUCUCCCCCCAACCCCUAAAGAGUUGGUCGGUCCGUAAUAAAAUACUAAACAUGGCAGAUUGUUUCUAUAAACAGCUUGCAAGAUUUGAUUACCCACCUGCUUUAGCGUUUCUAAAAGGGAAAAUAUAUGCUAAACAAAAUAUGUCCUUACUGUAUAUGCAAAGUGGCUCUUUCUUCCAUCGGAAAGGUCUAGAUUCAGAUGUUAAAUUGACUUAAGCGCCUUUCAAAAUUUCAUUAUUAAUGAUCCAAUGGGAAGUGUGUCUUGGGGCAUGACCUAAUACCACAAAUAAGCUUUUAAAAGCUUCUUUAUCAUAAAACCGACCUAAUAUUAAUUUUUCUCGGGGGCAUUUGUAACUAUAAACAGCAAAAACAAUCAUCUCUCGUAAAUUCAGGUCAUUAUGGACUGACGUCUCCACCAGAAACUCGAUCGCACUUAUGGAUCCGAACGAAUAGUAUCUCUUUACGAUAGAUUUAAACAACGAGCGUUUUUUGAGAAGUGGUUCGUAUUUUGCUUGAAACUCUUCAAGUUGGAGUUUUUUUGACAGCAAUGAAAGUGUCUUUGGAUUAGGGUACUUCAUAGAAUAGCACUUUUAAUAUUUUAUAAUAGAUAGACUCUCUGGAUCCGACGAAUUUGGACUCCAUUGGUAAAAUAAGAAGGAAAGUGAAAGUCACAACCUGUUUAAAGCAGGACGCUGAGACGCUGGUUUGGAGCUCCCGUGAGGCGUAGAAAUGGUUAAAGAUGUCGGUAUUGAUGUAAGGCCCCUACAAGUCCGCCUGAACAAUUUUGGGCUUGAGUUUUUAAGCAGCACAACAGAAAUCAAUUCUAAAGGCGCCGAAGAGGCGUGAAACAUCAAUAGAGCUACCAGUGUGGCGGGAAAAAGGACGUGGAACAUCGUCAAUUGUAGCAUCGAAUCUUUUAAGGUGUGAGCGGACGAACGGAGUUUAUUACAAGAAAAAAAAUUGCCACGGAAGAAAGACGUAAGCCGUAUCGGAUUAAAGGGCAAUGCACCGAACGGAAUAAUCUUUUUGGAGUGGAUAUUUCUGGAAAACGCCAUGAAGGCUUGAUCCAGUGGGUAUCAUCGUCGCGCCCAAGAUAUCGUUGCUUCAAUGCUCAGCAGAAAUACAGUGAGAUGAACACGUAUUUCAUAAGUUUUGAGGGGAACAGCUGCUAAAAAAGAAGAGUGCUUUUCGAUACAAUACGGACAACGAUAGCGCGUUUUUAAAGCUCUUUGGAAAUAAGAGGAAAACGAAAGCUGUAGGAAGUAAAAUAAACAAGAGAAGAGGUUUGUACUAGAGGUUGCGCAAAAAGAAAACGUCACAGGAAACCUCGUUUCUAAUGCGUCAAGUUUUCUUCAAACAAAUUAUGUAAUAUAAACUUGAAAUUCGAAAUUUGUUGCAAAUGCAGACUUGUAUAACAGGGAAACUUCCCAAAAGUAUCGACACCGAUCCAAAAAAAAUGUUAAAUGAGAAAAAGAAAUAUGAGAUUCAUUGAAUCAAAUCCAAUUUAAACCUGUAUCAAAUUCAAUUUGGACCUGGAGAAAGAAGACACUCAAGCCGAGCAAGCUCGUAAAUUUCAAGGCAAGAACAACAGUAUAGAAGAAUUCUGAGGUAUUUAAAAAAUAUAUACGUGUUAAGUUUCCAGUUUAAAAACCAUAGGAAAAUGUUUUCUUUUAAAAUUCCCAAGACCAUAUUGUUUCUUGUUAUACUUCAUGAGGUUCAAUCCCAUAACUCCUUUCGGUACUACAAAGACGGUGACGUCAUUGUCGGAGCACUUUUAAAUUUUCACCUCAAAAGCGACGAUUGGAAUGCUUGUGGGGAAUUCCACCCGUCCGGGGUGGGGUUUGCAGAGGUUUUGUCGUUUACUAUCGAUAAAAUUAACCAGGAAGCACACUUGCUGCCCAAAAACAUCACUCUUGGCUAUGAUAUUCGCGAUUAUUGUGACAACCCGAUGUUGGCUGUUAAAUGGGCCUACGAUUUCGUUGCUAAUGUUUCCGAGAAUCGUAUCGCUGCUGUGAUUGGCCCAGAGGAUUCCAACACGGCUAUGAUGGUGGCCGGACUGCUCCAAGUAGAAAACAUCCCAUUGGUCAGUUUUGCGGCAUCAAGUGAAGAGCUUAGCUCGCCGAUUUAUCGCUCGUUUUUUCGCACCAUCCCACCGGACCAUAACCAGGCUAAGUCAAUCGUGGACAUCAUAGAAUAUUUUAACUGGUCUUACGUAGCCGCUGCUGCGGUAGAUCACUCGUAUGGGAGGUACGGCAUGAGGGCGCUAGAAAAAGAGGCGGAAGAACGGAAGACAUUCUGCCUCGCGUUUACCGAGUAUUUCACAAGGACAGGCUAUAAAAACAAAGUUUAUGACAUAGUCUUGAGAUUGAAAAACAACCCGAAUAUUAAAGUGGUGGUUUUAUGGAGCACAGAGGAGCCGGCGAGGCGAUUUCUACAAGAAGCAAUUCGACAGAACCUUGAGGGACGAACGUUUCUAAUUAGCGAGUCUCUUGCGACAAAUGAACAGGAGUUCUUUCAUAAGUUUUCAACUGUUAUUGAUGGGUGUUUAGGAACGGUGCCAUAUUAUCGGAAUAACCCGGAUUUUGACGCGCACAUAAAAGCUGCGACACCUACAAAUACAGUUGGCAAUUCUUAUGGCGGUGCAUGGUGGAAGGAAUUCUGGGAAAACGAGUUCAAUUGUUCGUAUGACUUAAAAACUUGUAGAAAACACGAGAAUGAUACGAUGUCAGGGCAAACUCUAGACAAGAUGUUCAGUGCAUUUAGCGCUAAGCUCAUUGACGCGGUGCGCGCAGUUGCGUAUGCGCUGGAAGGCGCAUACCGCUGCCCAAAUCAAAGAGAUAGGUUCUGCGCAAACCCCAAACACGUCAAACCGGUUCAAGUUUUGAACCAACUGAGAAGUGUUAGCUUUGAAGGUUUUAGCGGCAAGAUUCAGUUUGAUAAAAAUGGCGACCCACAUGCUUCAUCAUACCAAAUUAUCAACGCACAGAAGGUCUCAGCCGACAGAAUGGAUAGUUCAUACGAAAAAGUCUUCGUUGGCAAGUGGGACCAGCUCGGAUCCCCAAGGCUCGUAAUUACGGGAACCAUUCGAUGGAACGCUCGAAAUGGGAAUGCCACCCAAACUCCGGAUUCUGUGUGCAAUCACAAAUGCCCUGCGGGGACCAUGCAAACUGCGACCAAAUCCUGCUGCUGGCAGUGCUUAGAGUGUCCGCACACGAGCAUAAGUACCACAGAGGGCUCCCCAAACUGCACCAUGUGCCCAAUCAAACAAUACCCUAAUGUCAACAGAACUGUUUGCAUCGAUCUUCCUCUGGAAAACCUGGAUUGGACUAGCUUGGUGUCCGCGUCCAUGCUCGCGCUGGCAAUAACGGGUCUCAUUAUGACAAUCACUGUAUUUUUAACAUACCUCCGAUUUUGGUCGACACCGAUCGUUAAAGCAUCGUGUCGAGAGUUGACGUGUAUAUUAAUCUUCUCGAUUUCGGCUUGCUACGUUUUAGCGAUGCUGUAUCUUCUUCCACCAUCAGAAUGGCUUUGUAUGGCGCUACCACCCCUUCGAUACGUUGGCUACAGCGUAUGUAUUUCGGUCCUCUUUCUAAAAACCGCGCGUAUCUUCCAGGCUUUCCAGAUCAGUACUUCUUGUACACGAGGAAACCUCGGUAAGCAACUCCUUCAAGGAAAGUAUUCAGUGGCCGCUGUGGCGCUUGUAAACAUAUUCCAAGGCUGUCUAGCUUCGAUGUGGCUUGUCAUUGACCCUCCUACUGUAUACGAAGACAUAAAGCCCCAAAGAUCUAUAUUCAUUCUCUGUAAGCCAUACCAGCAGACCGCCGGAUACGCCUUCUUGAUGACAAUGCUACUGUACCUUAUCUUGCUGGCAGGCCUAUCGACGUUCUACGCCUACAAAGCUAGAAAAAUCCCAGAAAACUUUAACGAGGCUCGUGGCAUUGUAUUUGCAUUGUAUAUACUGAUACUAUCGUGGAUUGUGUAUUACCCAGUUCAUUUUGCGCUGGACGGCUGGUAUGUCUCCGUUGUCUCCAGCGCUUCUACAUUACUGAGCUCUUACGGCCUUCUUAUUUGCAUCUUCUUUCCAAAAAUAUACGUCAUUUUCUGGCACCCAGAAAGGAACACUAUUCAAUAUAUUAGAGCGGAGGUCGCGAGGCAUACAAUGAGGAAAAUAUCCAUGAAUAUAACGACGCGAUGUAGGGAGGCGUCGGUGGUUGGGGAUGGGAGGUCAAGGAUAUCCAUAACAUCAGCAGGAAGGGGGAUGGAGCUUCGGACACGUGCUGAGUCCACCUCCUCGCCAACAGCAAUGAACAUUACCGAAAGGUUAUGAUUGGUAGACAACAUUUUAGUGAACAGGUUGAUUAAAAUUCUGAAUAAAGACUUGGAUGACGCAUUAAGGUAAAGCGGGAUCUAGGUUGAUAACUUUAGGAAAGUAGUAAGGUAUUGUUUGCCUUUAGGCUUGUAACAAAGUCUUGUUUAAAGCCUUUAGCAUGUAGUAAUUAUUUCAACUACCUCUUUCCUGUUUGUAGCUAUUUGCAGGCUAUACUCUUUGCCUCUGUAGAAAUGUCUUGGUUAACGCUUUCAAGGAAGUAGAAAAAUAAUUGUAGUAAAGUAUUAGGUAACGCCAUCAAGGGUGUAGUAAGGUUUUGGAAAUAUCCUUAAAGUGUGUAUUAAGGUAUUAGUUAACGUAGUAAGGUAUUGGUUAACACCUUUAAAGAUGUAAUAAAGUAUUGGUUAACGUCUUAUGAUGUAGUAAGGUAUUGGUUAACGCCUUAAGGGAUGUAAAAAGCUAUUGGUUAACGGCUUAAGGGAUGUAAAAAGCUAUUGGUUAACGCCUUAAGGAAUGUAGUAAGGUAUUGCUUAACGCUUGAAGGAAUGUAGUAAGCUAUCGGUUUACGCCUUAAAGAAUGUAGUAAGGUAUUGGGUAACGCCUUAAGAAUGUAGUAAGGUAUUGGUUAACGCCUUAUGGAUGUAGUAAGGUAUUGGGUAACGCCUUAAGGAAUGUAGUAAGGUAUUGGGUAACGCUUUAAGGGAUGUAGUAAGGUAUUGGGUAACGCCUUAAGAAUUUAGUAAGGUAUUGGUUAUCGCCUUAAGGGAUGUAGUUUUUCUUGGAUAUGCAAUUCAAGGCUUAUGAAAAUAAAAGCAAUUGUAGGAUAUUAAAUUGAAUAUCACAAGAAAUUAAUAAAUCUUAUUAAUUCAACAAUGCCUUAAAGUAUAGAAUAUCGAAUUUAAGGAAUAUCAUACAGAAUAAUAUAGAAUGUCACAAGAAAUUAAUAAAUCUUAUUAAUUCAA